This is a messenger RNA of Cuscuta epithymum, 3629 nucleotides long. The record is from the annotation of a GenBank genome assembly. Lineage: Eukaryota; Viridiplantae; Streptophyta; Magnoliopsida; Solanales; Convolvulaceae.
AAAAAACAUUGCUAGCUAAGAUAAUUACUAGAAAACCAAAUUGUUGGUGUCAUCUUCCUCCUAAAAUUUUCUCCAUUAAUACUUCACCCUCCUCAUCCGUUCCUGCAAAGAAACCAUAUUGUUCCCCUAUAUAUGCUUUCGUAUAUAGAUUAUUAUGGAUAUAUAGUUUCGUAUAUAGAUUAUUAUGGAUAUAUAGAUAUAUACAAACGCUUUGCGUUUCUCCGUGCAUGAAUUUGUGUUGUUAUAAGUUUAGAAAUUUGGCGUUGGCGAAGAAGUUCUUGAUUUUUAACUUUCUUGGUGGCUCUUGUACAUUUCUCGUGCAAUGUCACCGGAGGACAAUCCGUUAUUGGCGACUUCCGUGGUUGAGGAUGUAAUUGAACAGUACGGGGAAAAUUUGAGCAAUGUUGAUUUGUAUGCCGCCAGAAAAGCUGAAGAAGCUUCAUUGAGAAGAAAUGAAGCUGGUAGGUGGUUAAGAAAGAUUGUAGGAGUUGUGGCUAGUAAAGAUUUACCGGCUGAACCUUCAGAAGAAGAGUUCAGAAAUGGGCUGCGAAGUGGCAUUAUACUUUGCAAUGCUCUUAAUAAAGUACAACCCGGCUCUGUGCAGAAAGUCGUUGAAGCACCACUAGAUUCUGCCAGCAACUCUGAUGGGGCAGCCCUUUCUGCAUACCAAUACUUCGAAAAUGUAAGAAACUUCCUCGUGGCUAUGGAAGAAAUGGGGCUUCCAACAUUUCAAGCUUCUGAUCUCGCGCAUGGUGGAAAGCCAUAUAGAGUUGUUAAUUGCGUACUAGCACUGAAAUCAUAUUGGGAGUGGAAACAAGGUGGCAUUGGCUCUUGGAAACUAAGUGGGAAUUUGAAACCUACAUCAUGUGGAAAGCAAUUUCUUCUGAAGAACUCUCAACCCUUCAUGAAUUCAAUUUCACAUAGCUCAUCAGUCAUUGAAAAGGCUCUCAACAAUGUUAACCUUGAGUGCGACCAUCCUGAGACGGAGCAAUUGGGGUCCUUACAAAUACUAGUCAACAAAGUUCUAGCUGAUAAGAAACCAGAAGAUAUACCACUUAUUGUGGGGAACUUGUUAGGUAAAAUAAUGGAAGAAUUUGAGCAUCGUUUAUCAAGACAUAAUGAAGAGCAGGUGGAAACUGCUACUCAAGAUAUUUCUCUGACGUCUUCUUCUUCGGUUGAAUGUUCAUAUAUAGAUUCAAAGGAUGAAGAUAAAGCAAAUCCAGCACCUUUCGGUGAAGAACAAUUUCACCACAGAGGAGUAAAUAACAUCACACCAAGAAGGUGUGAUGAGAAGCAACACAUGUUAAUCAAACAACAACAAAAUAUACAGGACCUGAAGUGUACCCUUUAUGAUACAAAAAAAGAGUUACAGUGCAUACAAGUCAAAUAUAAUGAUGAAGUAAAUAAUCUAGGUAAACAUUUGCAAGGCCUAGCUCAUGCAGCUUCUGGAUACCAGAAAAUUUUGGAGGAAAAUCGCAAGUUGUACAAUCAAGUGCAAGAUCUUAAAGGAAGUAUACGGGUGUAUUGCCGAGUGCGACCAUUCUUGCCUGGGCAACAAAAUCGUUUUAGCACUUUAGAUCACGUGGAAGAGGGAAGCAUUACAAUAAUAACUCCCUCAAAAUAUGGAAAGGAGGGAAAGAAAACAUUCACUUUCAAUCGUUGUUUUGGUCCAUCUGCAACCCAAGAACAAGUAUUUACAGACACACAACCUCUCAUUCGAUCCGUCCUUGAUGGAUACAAUGUUUGUAUAUUUGCUUAUGGUCAAACUGGAUCAGGAAAGACAUACACAAUGUCUGGACCGGAUGAGGUCACAAAGGAAACUCAAGGUGUCAAUUACAGGGCAUUAGAUGAUCUAUUUCUUAUCUCAGAGCAAAGGAAAAACACAAUAGCUUAUGAAGUCUCUGUUCAGAUGAUCGAAAUUUACAAUGAACAAGUCAGAGAUCUCCUUGCAACUGAUGGCAUCAUUAAAAAAUUAGAAAUUCGUAACAACUCACAUAAGGGUUUAAAUGUACCUGAUGCAAAUAUUGUAUCUGUAUCAUCGACAUCAGAGGUCCUCAAGUUGAUGAACCUAGGGCAGAAGAACCGUGCAGUCGGUGCAACUGCCAUGAACACUCGUAGUAGUCGUUCCCACAGUUGCCUCACAGUUCAUGUUCAGGGGAGAGGACUAACAUCUGGAACAAUACUUCGCGGUUGUUUGCAUAUGGUUGACCUGGCAGGAAGUGAAAGAGCAGAUAAAACUGAAGCAACCGGUGAAAGGUUGAAGGAAGCACAACAUAUAAACAAGUCUCUCUCUGCUUUAGGAGAUGUCAUAUAUGCCCUUGGCCAUAAGAGUUCACAUGUCCCCUAUAGGAAUAGCAAGCUUACUCAGCUCCUGCAAGAUUCUCUCGGAGGGCAAGCCAAGACAUUAAUGUUUGUUCACAUUAGUCCUGAGGCAGAUGCUAUUGGAGAGACACUUAGUACUCUUAAAUUUGCUGAACGUGUUUCUGCUGUUGAGCUUGGUGCAGCACGUGCAAACAAAGAUUCUCCCGAUGUAAAAGAACUCAAAGAACAGAUUGCAAAUUUAAAGGCAGCAUUGGCAAAGAAGGAGGGGAUAAGCUCUAGGUCAAGUAGCCCAGACAGGAAAAUGACGUCUUCUGGGUCAUCACCUUCAAACUAUAGUUUGCAAAGUUUUCGAGACAUGCAAAUCUCUAAUCAAGGGCAGCUUAUAGAGGAUGUUGAUGACAACAUAGAGGUGAGGAAAAGUUCUGAAGCAAUUGGAGGAAGGCAAAUCUUAGAUCUUGAUGACCUUCAUAUGAACUCGCCUCCUUGGCAACCUAGUACAAGCCCUGGAUCAAAUGAAUACGAGAAAGACGCAAUGACUGGUGAAUGGGUUGACAAGGUUAUCGUUAAUAAGAAAAAUAGUAUCAAUAGGGGUUAUUCACUAGGAAGGUUGGAUGAAUGUUAUAAACAACAUUCAACUGAGAUGUUAUUUGAGAAAUUUUCACCUGAUGAUUGUGUGAAGGUGCGCCCUGCGCAACAAAACUUUGUUGCAGUGGAUGAUCCUGACUUUGAUGCUAACAUUAGUGUUUGUUCUUCGGAACAUGACUUUGUUUUCCAAAUGAGUACUUCAAAUGUCUCUGGUGGUAUUAAAAAUGGGAUGGCAUCCAAGUUGAGAAGACCUAGUCCAAAGAGAAUAAAGAGUCCAGAAACUAGGAGUUCAAUACCACCACCAUCGAGGAGACUCUCUACUGGGAUGUUGUUGCAUUCAUCCACAUAUAAAACUAGAAUACAGACCCCAAAUACAAAUGCAAAAAGAAGAGCAUCAAGUGGCAAGUGAGCAAAACAAUCGCUUAGAUGCACGUCAUGAAAUUGAAAAGUGACAUAGAUGGUAGAUGUGAAUUAAUUUGGUGCCUUUUUAAUACUCUUAUACUUUUUAUUUUUUUAGACAUUUUAGAUAAAAAGGAAUGCAAGAUAUUUUAUAGCUACAGUUGUCUAUUAGGUGUAGAUACUACUCAUUAAUGGAGGCCUAAAACAAAGGCAACCAUUCUGGGGGAAAUGAUCACUCAUGAUUAAUUUAUAAGAUGUAUGUUGUAUGAUGUAUGCAAUAUGCAAUUUGUAACAUUGGUGUAGUUUACUAUGCCAAUAUUGAA